Messenger RNA from Danaus chrysippus (African queen), 1320 nucleotides. NCBI's taxonomy places the organism in Eukaryota, Metazoa, Arthropoda, Insecta, Lepidoptera, Nymphalidae. The record is from the annotation of a GenBank genome assembly.
AUGAUGCGGCGUGGUUCUAUGGCUAUCCCUGGCGGGGGCGAGCCACUUAUAGUUGUUGAAGAAAGUGGGGCUGAAGAAGAGGCCUGCUAUCGGCCUCCCGCGCCUUUCCGAGGCUUCUCUGAGGAUCAGGAGUCGCCACCAGACCCGUACCACUUGUCACCAUGGCGAGACAACCGCAAGCAUUCCCUUCCAACACCAGCUUGCACAUCUGGACCCACUGCUAGCCAGGUACGUCGCUUAUCAGAGCGAGGCGAAGGUGCGGCUCGUGAGGCCAGAGAAGCUGCCUUUUUGGCUACUUUGAGCCAGGCUCCACCACAACCGGGGGGUCGAAGGCAUUCCGUAGUAACAAUAUCAAGAGUGCCUCAGGCGCUCUUUGGACGAGGCCGACGUGAAUCUAUUGCGGCUUUCCCCGCCCUAGGCCAUCGCCGGGACUCCGGAGCUGGAAUUAAAAAAUGUCCACCAGCCACUGAUGCGCUGGGUAGUACUCAUAAUCUACAAUUGGACAUAAUGGAUGAUAUCGUACAGGCACGCAAAGUUCGUAUGCGUCUGUGGAACACAUCGAAUGAAAAGGUUUGCGAAGUACAGCCUUUAGAUGAGCGAUCUCCAAUCGGCGGUUCGGUUAGAUAUACGAACCGAGGGCGCAGACAUUCAGAUUUCGUUGGGUCUCCAUUACCACCAAUUCCAGCUCGUCGUCGCGCGUCUGAAAUGCCCCCUCCACCUCCGAUACCUCCCCGUAGCGGUGCUGGUGUGGUUUGUACUGACACAGAUCUCAAGCUGAUGUUAAAUGCUCUAACUUCUUCUGCAACGGAGAUAGAUAGAUGUGGUAAACCUGAUCGUAACAGGCGUUUGGCGGACAUGAGAUCAAGCAGUUUCGAUGCUUCUACGCUACGUGAAAAGCUUUCGGAUUCUGGUACUGGAUGGUUUGCACGAAGACAUCAGACUUUGGCUACCAAGAAGAAAGAAAACGAAGUCAAGAAACCCAAAGUGACGUUCGCCCCAGACUCCAAGCCGGCACCAGGAGAUGCUGCCGUUGUUUGGGAUAAGCCCACGGGAUCUGUUGUGGACGCAAGUGCUCUUGGCAGCGCCAUAGAGGUUUUUCUAAGGAGUGGGAACACCGUCAAUCCAGCUCCUUCGUCAUCAGGAAUAUCAAUACCUGUAGAAAUAACAAAGCCUGAAACUGAAGCUCGACCUACACCCAGUACGAGCCGAACUUCAGGACGUGAAAACGAGCGUUGGUUCUCAAACAGACCGGAGGAGGAGGAAACCGGAGAAGGCUGCGACGCGUCCCUCUGCACCUCUCUGAAGGACCUCUUCGUUUAA